Rotaria socialis is the source of this 1212-nucleotide messenger RNA. The record is from the annotation of a GenBank genome assembly. Lineage: Eukaryota; Metazoa; Rotifera; Eurotatoria; Philodinida; Philodinidae.
AUGCUUCAUCAACAAUCGUUUUCGAGUACUGGUGAAGACGAGAUGUUAUUCGAUGAUACAACACCGGUAACAUUUGGUGAAAAUAAGAAAUCUAAUUGUAAGGCGAAUAAACCUGAUUUAUCAACGCAGAAUUCAAAUGAUGAUAAAUUAUCAACUCUAUUCAAUACAACAGGUAGAGAAAAAAAUUCAACAGGUCCAUUAAAACAUUGGUUGUUUGAACAUCAGCAUCAUCCAUAUCCAAACGAAACUGAUAAACAAGAGCUAAUGGAAAAAACUAAAAUGUCUUUAUCACAAAUUACUGUUUGGUUUACAAAUGCUCGUGUUAAAAUGAGAAAAGAAAAUAAAUUACCCUUAAAUAUUUAUUCCAAGAAGAAAAAGAAAAAACAACAAGAUGAUUCAUUUCAUCUUGAUGAUACGUUAUCGCCACCACUUUCAACACAAAAUCUAUCUUUUAAUGAGUUAUCAACAUCGUUUGAUAAUGAAUAUACAAGUGAUGGAAAUCAUGAAGAUACAUACGCUUCUCAUCAUGUUAUUGCUUGUCCAUCAACUGAGAAACAUGUUGUUAUGGCAUAUUCGUGUUUGACAUAUGAACAAGUUAUUGAAAUUCAACGUUUUGUAUCAUUAUUUCCAAAUAAAAUAAAAUUAUCGAAUUGUGUUGAUGAGCACACAACACAUCUUAUUGUUGGAAAUGAAGAAAAACCAUUACUAUGCCCGUUGACAAUAAAACUAUUUCAAGCAAUUGCUCGUCAUUUGUUUGUUUUAACGCAUCGAUGGAUUAGUGAAUGUUUGAAGCAAAAUCAGCUAAUUGAUGCCACUCUAUUUGAAAUACGAGGUGAUCUUCCUUUUGGUGAAUAUCACGAUGGAAUGCGUCAUAGUCGCUUAUCGAAACAUCAAAAUUUAUUUCAACAUUGUCAAUUUUUUAUUUUAUGCGAUGGAUGCCAAGAAAAAAUGUCUAAAACUGAACUUGCUGCAUUAAUACAUUUAUGCAAUGGUACACUUCUCAAUACACUUCCAAUAGCAACUCCAAAUGAUCCUUCAAUUUUAACUAUUGUUUUAUGUGAUAAAUUACUUCCAUUCGAAUCGUCGAAGCAACAACACCUACUCGAAAGGUCUCGUGCAAAUGGUGUUAAUUAUCUUAGUCCGGAAUGGGUAUUGGAAUCGAUUGUUCAAUUUUCUUUACAGCCGUUUGAUCAUUAUGAAGAGAAAUUUUAA